GAGAGAGAGAGAGGGACUCCGUUAUUCCGUAGAACAGUACCCCUUUUGUUUUCUCGGUUUCCAACCAUUCCCCGCAGGAACCACCACUAUUACAAAGGAAGAUAAGGAGAAAAACAGACCUCUCUCUCUCUCUCUCUCUCUCUCUCUCUGUGUGGAAAGGUCUCUGAUGCCUUUCUGCAAUCAUAAAUACAGAACUUCUCCUUUUCACUAACUUUUCCUUCAAACCUUCAUCCCAAAAAACUCUCUGCUUCCUUUCUCUUUUCCUGCAUUUUUCUAUCUGACUAGGAGCCUCUGCUAUUUUUUUAACCUCUAUCUAUAUUUUGCUCUUCCAUCAAACCUAGUAGGAUCCUACUAAAAAGCCUAUCUUACCCCCCCUCCUCCCCCCUCUUCCUCUUCCUCUCUCUCUCUCUGAAUAUAUAUAUGCCAAUGCAAAUCAUGAGGUACUCAUGAUAUAAUCACAACUGAUAACCUUCCAAGUUUCAGCCCAUAAUUUCUUGUUCUCUAUUUUUCUUUCUUCAUUUGCUCACACUGAAGCCUCUCCUUUUCUUGUUUUCUCAAUUUGAGAACUCGGGGGGUGUUUGAGUAGAAGCCAGAUCUCCAUCAUGUUCCUCAGCUCAAACCCUAUAAUGAUACCUCCAUCAACCUUUCCUGACCUUUCCUUACAGAUCAGCCCACCUUCGGUUUCGGAUUUUGAAACUAAGGAGCUUCAGAGCUGUGAUGGAUUUACAAGAAAACCACUCUUCAGCAAUAGGAGCCAAACCACCGAAUCUGGAAGCAGCGGAAGCGAUUUAAGCCAUGAAAAUGGCUUCCACCACCCAGAGAGGACUUAUAAUCUUGGUCUUAGUGAUCAGCCCACGUUAAGCUUAGGGUUUGAAAUGGCAGAUUUAAGUGUACAACAACCGAGAAACCAUCCUCACCACCACCACGAUCAUCAGCCACAAAUCUACGGCCGGGAGUUCAAAAGAAGUGCAAGGUUUAUUAGUGGAGUGAAAAGAAGCGUCAGAGCUCCCAGAAUGAGAUGGACUACGACCCUCCAUGCCCAUUUCGUUCACGCAGUUGAACUUCUCGGUGGCCAUGAAAGAGCAACGCCGAAGUCUGUCUUAGAGUUGAUGAAUGUGAAGGAUCUAACCCUAGCUCACGUGAAGAGUCACUUGCAGAUGUAUAGAACAGUGAAGAGCACUGACAAAGGAUCAGGUCAGGGGCAGACAGAUAUUGGUCCGAACCAAAGGCCAAGGGUGGUUGAUGUGGAAGCAGGUGCAUCACCGUAUGAGAAAGUUAACCCACUCACCACUACACCACAGAAAUGCCAAAGAAUGGAGAGAAGCAGUAGGAGCAGAUCAAAUGAUGAAUCUGCUUUGACAUAUUCUCAUAUCAAGGCAAACGAUACCAAUGAGGACGGACACAAAGCAGCCCCCCAUGUUUCUGGUAGCUCCAAUCCACCAUCGAAUCCGCUGCUUAAUCUGGAGUUCACCCUUGGAAGGCCAAAUUGGCAAAUGGACUAUCUUGAAGUACCUUCAAAUGAGUUAACCCUUCUCAAAUGUUAAACAAACUAUGAGACAUUUUAUGUAAUGUUCUUUCGUCUUCGUUAAUAUGGGGGAAAUAUCUAAUCUGCAUGUUUUAGUUCCAUAUUAUUUGAACGGU
Molecule: messenger RNA, 1641 nt
Organism: Alnus glutinosa
Lineage: Eukaryota; Viridiplantae; Streptophyta; Magnoliopsida; Fagales; Betulaceae
Product: probable transcription factor KAN4
Exons: 6
Coding region: 603-1544 (313 amino acids)
Biological process (GO): abaxial cell fate specification; regulation of DNA-templated transcription
Cellular component (GO): nucleus
Molecular function (GO): transcription cis-regulatory region binding
Source: RefSeq, a predicted model, not a curated record